Molecule: messenger RNA, 12672 nt
Organism: Eimeria necatrix
Lineage: Eukaryota; Apicomplexa; Conoidasida; Eucoccidiorida; Eimeriidae
Biological process (GO): proteolysis
Molecular function (GO): cysteine-type endopeptidase activity
Source: RefSeq, a predicted model, not a curated record
AUGAAAAGCGGCAGCAGCAGCAGCAACAAAGUAGCAGCAAGUAGCAGCAGCAGCAGCAGCAAAGAAUGUGACGAGGGCUCUGUGGAAGUCUUGCUGUGUGCAUGCAGGUACUUUGCAUUCUCCAGACGGGAGAUAAGAGCAGGCCAUUGGUCUGCUGCUGCUGCGCUGCUGCUGCCUCUCACCCCGCUGCUUCAACCGCUGCUGUCCCUUCCGUGGGCCCCACAGCUUCAAAGCGAAGCAGCAGCAGCAGCAGCAGCAGCAGCAGCAGCCGCAGGUGCGGAGGCACCCUCUUGGACAUGCUUCGCAGAAAGUGCCGCAGUUCAGCAAGAAGUAGUGGAGGUGCUUGACUCGGACAGCGAAGGCAGCAGCAGCAGCGGCAGCAGCAGCUACAGCAGCAGCAGCAGCAGCAACAAUAGCAACAGCAGCAACACCGACGUGCCUAAAUCUUCUUUGCCGUUAAGGGCUUCCCCAUGGAAAGGCUCUUCAUCAAGUGAAGCCGCAGCAGGAACACCAGCGACUUUAAGUACAGCAAUAACUGCAGCAGCAGCAGCAACAGCAGCAGCAGCAGCAGCAGCAGCAUCGCAGCAACGUGCAAAAAGGGGCCCUGUGAGCGACCUUGCAAGCACACCUCGCCGGAAGCUUGCACGCGCUGCAGACGCGGAGCGGCAGCAGCAGCAGCAGCAGCAGCAGCAGCAGCCGCAGCAGCAGCAGCAGCUGCUGCUGCUGCAGAGAGCGUGCCUUACUGAAGCACGGCGAACGCCACGAACUCAUCUAGGGCAAGGGAGAUCGCCCUUUGGGGGCUCUGCUGCAGCGCAGCAAAGCUGCCGAGCUUCUCCAUUUGCUGCCUCCCCUUUUGCCCGCACUCCAUCGGCAGCACCGGGAGCAGCAGCAGCAGCAGCAGCAGCAGCAGCAACAGCAGCAACAGCUGCGGCGCUGUCUCUUGGCAGCCGCAGGGCAAACACCCCCAUUCUACACAGACGACUCACAGCAGCAGCAGCGGCUGCAGCAGGUGCUGCUGCUGCUGCUGCUGCUGCCUCACCGUUUGCGUGUGCCAAAGGCACUCCCCUCAGGGCCACAACCCUCCGCAGCAGCACAAGCCAAGGGGCAGCAGCAGCAGCAGCAGCAGCAGCAAACAGCGCCAAGUCUGUAGCGCUGCAUGUACACACAUACGCAGUCCACAUCAGUUUGCUGCAGAGUGCAGCAGUGGGGCUUCAGCAGCUGGAGGCAGCAGCAGCAGCAGCAGAGCAGCUGCUUCAGCAGCUGCUGCUUUCCUGCAAAAUUGAAGUUCUAGAUUACGUGGCUUUUUGCAUUGCGGCUGCUUACAAGCCCCAUAUACAACAGCAGCAGCAACAGCAGAAAUACAUGCUGCAGCAGCAGCAGCGACAGCAGCAACAACAGUUUGAUGGAGAGAUGAUGGGCACUGUAGCUCCUCUAGCUCUGGAAAUUAGGGAGAUUAUCCGCAUUUCCAUAAAUGCGAAGUUGCAGCUGCACCUGCGACAGCUGCAGCAGCAGCAGCAGCAGCAGCAGCAGCAACAGCACCUUCAGCUGCACGAAUUCGAACGAAAUGAAGAAAGCGACGAAGCAGUCAUUGACUGCGAUGCACCGUUGGAGUGCAGCAGCAGCGGCAGCAUCGCGCGCAGCAGCAGCAGCAACAACAGCAGCGCGAGCUGCAGCAGCGGCAGCAGCAGCAGUAUCUCCUGCAACCCUUUUGUGGCUGCCGGCUGUGUCUCAGCCACGGCAGCUGCGCAGGGAGCGGCAGCAGGUGCAGCAGCAGCAGCUGCUGAAGCAGCAAAAAUGUGGCCCCUUUGGGGCGGCUCUGAUGAGCUGCUGCUGCGCCUCUCCGGCAGCAAUGCACGCAGCGCAGCGCGCGAGGCUUCUGCUGCAGCUUCUGCAUCCAGCUACGAGCAGCAGCAGCAGCAGCAGCAGCAGCAGCAGCAGCUGCAGCAGCAGGACGAUGAGUCUAGCUUGUGGCUGUCCCGCCUGCUUUGCCUUGAGUGGCUUGUGCUGCAGCAACGCAUGCUAGAAGAGGCCCUGCAGCACACAGCAGCAGCCCCGGCGAAGCACCUGGAUAGGCUGCUGCCGAUUGUGCUGCUGGGUGCUGCUCUGCAGCAGCAGCAACCUCAGCGCCUGUACGCUGCUGCUGCUGCUUUCACUGAGGAUGCCCUCAGUCGGCUACGAGCUCUGUGCAGCAGCAGGUGCAGCAGCAGCAGUAGCAGCAGCACCGGCAGCAGGACUUCUUCGGCGCUGCUGCACUCCAACGGAGAGCAGCUGCAGCAGCAGCAGCAACGGGCGCUGCUGCGGCAGCUGCUGGAAUGGAUUAGCACGGAAGCUGCAGCAUCUUUGGGACAUUUCAGCUGCUGCUUCUCCCGUGUUGCCGCCUUUGCAUGGCAGCGCGGCGCAGCGCUGCAGCAGCAACAGCAGCAGCAGCAGCAGCACCGCCGUUGUUCCCAACACCUCGCUGAGCUGCGGUCCCCCGUGCAGCUUCAGCAGCAGCAGCUGCAGCAAAACCAGCAGCAACAACAGCAGCAAGAGUGCGCAUGCGGUGCAUGCGAGAGCGCGUCUGCUGCAGCAGCACCAGGGGGCUGCACGUGGCAGCGCGCUGUGCUGCUGCUGCUGCUGCAGCAGAUCCAUUGUGCAGGCCAUUGUUCUAUUAGCUGGCUGCAGUCUACCGCUGCUCUAGCAGACCGUGUGCUCUCGCUGCUGCCUUCGUCAUCACUGCAGCAGCAGCAGCAGCAGCAGCUGAACACCGCUGCUGCGGUUGCUGCCUUCCGCUUCCCCUUUAGCAGCUGCAGCAAUGAGCCACCUUCUCCUGCAGCAACCCGCGCUGCGCCGCAGCCUGCAGCAGAAGCAGCAGCAAAUUUACUAUCCGAGGCCGAUUUUUCUGGUUUUGCAUUCUUUCAAGGGGCCCUUAGCGGAGAGCAGCAGCAGCAGCAGCAGCAACGGUCGCUGCUGCUGUGGUUGCGCGCGUCAGUUGGCUCCGCGCUCUCUUCGGCCCUCCUUUUCAGCUGGCCAGACAACAGCAGCAGCAGCAACGGCAGCAGCAGCAGCAGCAGCGACAGCAGGAGCGCCGGUGACGGCAGCCUCUCUGAGGGAGCUGCAGCGGCUGCUGCUGCAGCUUCUACGCCGCCUGACAUUAAGCGCAGCAGUGUUGCGCCUUCCCAAUGCUGCUGCUGCUGCUGCAAGCCUUGGGUUUCCCUUGCCAGUUGUGUAGAGGAAGAGCCUAAAAGCCCAGCAGCAGCAGCAGCAGCAUCAGCAGCAGCAGCAGCAACAGCAGCAGCAGUCUCGCGUCCGCUGCAGCUGCUGCGGCUGCAGCAACAGCUGAUAACGGAGCAGCAUCAGCAUGUCUGCUGCAGCCUGUGCUGGUGGGCUGCAGCAGCACGCAGAACGUGGCGGGCCAAGAGGGCAGCGCGCGCAGCAUUUUGUGCUUUGUUGCUGGCACUGCAGCAGCAGCAGCAGCAGCGGCAGCAGCAGCGGCAGCAGCAGCUGCAGGCGCAUGAGUUUCUAGCGGCAUUUGACCCCGAUGCUGCUGCUUCUGACGCGGCCUCCCCUUUUGCUUCAAAGGCUGCCAGCAGCAGCAGGGGCGUGCAGCAGGCUGCUGCUGACGAGCUGCUGCAGUGGCUAGUGGGGUGCUGCGCUGCAGUGGCAGCAGGAGCAGCAGCAGCGACUGCCGCCGCAGCACCAGCAGCAGCAGCAGCAGCAACUGCAGGGCCUGGCAUUUCAAGGGCUGAGUUCCUUUCCAGUCCGCGGACUUUCUGCUGCUACAUUGGCGCAGCAGCAGCCCCUGGAGCAGCAGCAACAGCAGCAACGCCACGCUCCGCAGCAGCACCAACAGCGCGGCAAGCAGCAGGCGAAGACUUUGCUUCUCCCUUUGCUGCUACAGCACGCGCAGCAACAGCAGCAGCAGCAGCAGCAGCAGCAGCAGCACCAUCGAAAGGCCCUGAAGGGCCUGCGCUUUUUCUGCCUCCUUUAGUUGAUUUGCUGCAGCUUGCUGGCGACCUCAGCGCAGCAGCAAUAGCUACUGAAGACUACCUGCUGCAGCUGGACGUCUUGUCACUCUCUGCUGCAGCGUUGCUGCCCUUCUGGCAGGCUGCUGCCUUUGGCUGGCAGCAGCAGCUCCCCCGUCCGCUGCUGCCGCAGCAGCAGCAGCAGCAAGACGCCGAUAGCCUGAUUACGGAAUAUGAGGAAUGCCGCAGCGAAGCAGACAACCAGUUUGCUGCUGCAUGCAUUCUUCUGGGGCUAAGCCGCGCCAUUCGUGCUGCUGCUGCUGCUGCUGACCGAGGUGGCAGCAGCAGCAGCGCCUCCGCUGCAGCAACCCCACCUGCUGCUGCUGCUGCUUCGGGGUGGCUUGAGACUGGAGUGCAGCUGCUGAAAAGCUGGGCAAACCUGCAGGUGAGUCGGCUGCUACCCCUUGCAGCAGCUGUUGACACCGCUAUCACUAGCAGCAGCAGCAGCAGCAGCAGCAGCAGCAGCAAUAGCACAGUGAGGGACCUCCGCCGGGCUCUGGAAGCAGCAGAAAAGAGGCAUCUGAGUCACAAGUGCGGAGACAGCAGCAGCGCGGAUGGCGGCAACGCUGGCGAUCGAGUUGCUGCUGUUGCUGCUGCUGCCCCCGCUGCUGCAGCUACCAGCAGCAGCUAUAAAGGCGGCACUCUGCUGGCUCUUUCUGCUGCCCACUUUAUCAUGAUGCAUGCGCAUGCAGCAGCAGCAGCAAUGGAGGCAGCAGACAGCAACGAAGCCUCGGCCAUUUCAUUACGUUGUGCUGCCGCGGAUGAGUUGCUGCUGCUGCAGUUGUCCGGCCAGCUGCAGCGGAAGGAGCAGCAGCAAAAGGGCGUUGCACCUCAGCAGCAGCCGCAGCAGCGCGUUUUUCUUCUGACGCUGCAGCAAGUCGAAUAUGUGCUGCUUGCAGCAGCGCCUUUGCAGCAGCAGCAGCAGCAGCAGCAACAAAAGCAAUGUGCAGCGGCACAAGAAGCGCUGCCGAUCCUGCUGCUGCCGCAGCGGUGGCUGCCUGCAGAAGCCCCUGUGGCGGUGGCUCGCUUCCUGCAGCAGCUGCUGCUCGUGCCGCCGCAGCAACACGAGCAGCAGCUGCAGCAGCAGCCGCAGCAGGAGCAGCAAAAGCAGCAGGAUCAGCAGCAGCAACUGCUUUCGGUGCUGCAAAAAGCUCCACAACUGCAGCAGCUUUUACAAGACCCAGGCGACAGAGCCUCAGCAGCAGCAGCAGGAGCGAAGACAGCAUCGACAGCAGCAGCAGCAGCACCAACACAAAAAGUGGCUCUGCCUGCAUGCAGCAGCAGCCCAUUGCGCAUUUGGGGGGCAUCUGCUGCCCUUGGCGAGGCAGCAGCAGCCGCAGCAGCAGCAGCAACAGCAAUGUUGUCUGCAGUUGCUUGCAGCAGCAGAGGGCUUGCCGCUGUUCCACUGUCCCGCAGUCUGCUUCCCCGGCCGCUUAUAUCCAGAGGCUGCAGCAGAAGCAGCAGAAGCAGCAGCAGCAGCAGCAGCAGCAGCAGCAGCAGCAGCAGCCAGUGGCCAGGGCCCCCAGGGGCCUUCAGACUGCAGAAAGCCCUGGAGGCCCCCAGGGGCCUCAGAGUCCCCUUAAGCCCGGGGCCCUUCGUGGCUGGGCACUGGCCAUUUGGGGGCACUUCGUCGUUUGCUGCAUCUACUUUGCUGCAGCAGCAGCAGCAGCAGCAGGCAGCUCUGUGGGCCGCAGCAACCCUGGGACAAAUGGCAGCAGACAGCAGCACCGCCUGCGACCUGCUGCUGGCCACGCUGCAGCAGUGCUGCUGCUCCUCCCACUCUUUGCUGCCAGCGCUGCGCCUCGCAAACGCCCUUCUCGUGCUGCUGCUGCAGCAGGGAUACCCAGCUUUAGAUGCUGCUGCAGCGCAACUCGAAAUGCAGCAGCAGCAGCAGCAGCACCAACAGCGGCAGCAGCAGCAGCGCCAGCCAGGCUUCUUCAGCUGGGACCAAACGCACUACCUCACAGCCAGGCAGCCCUUGCUCCAGGCAGCAGCAGCAGCACCAGCAGCAGCAGCAGCAGCAGCAGCAGCAGCAGCAGGAACAUCAGUAACACAAAAUACGUCUGGGCAGCUGCAGCGGCAGUUACAGCUGUGGUCUCCUUCUCACACUCCUCCUCAGUGCCACUUGCAGCUGCAGCAGCAGCAGCAGCAACACGCGCUGCUGGUCUGUUUGCUGAAGUGCUGCCUUGCCGCGCAGGAUGCUCUACGGAGCAUUUCUGGCCCUCGUGAUGGGCUGCAGCAGCAGCAGCAGCAGCAGCAGCAGCAGAAGCAAAGAGAGUCCGAGUCUUCAUGGGAUAAGUUGAUCCCCUUAGCAGACAGAGCCGCAUGGCUUUCCUUCCUGGCUGCUGCGACUGCAGCUAGCAGCAACAUCUGCAGCAGCAGCUACAGGGAGGCCCAAUGGGAGGACAGCAGCAGCAGCACGAGCAGCAGCAACAGCAGCGGCAGCAGCAGCACAAGCUGCCAGAUCGCCUCCUUCUCCCCGUUGCUGCAAGCUUCACCGAUCUGCAGCAGAGAGCCUUCUGUCGUUUUAGGUAGCGCAGCUGCAGCAGCAGAAGCGGCAGCCAAAGCAGCUUCGCCUGCCACCCCAGCAGCAGAAGCGCAUGCAGCAGCAGCAGCAGCAGCAGCAGCAGCAGCAGACUGCGCAGCAGCAGAUGCAAAGAGCUCCCUCAGGGCUGCAGGCAUUCCAGUGGGGGCGCCCCACUUAGCAGCACUUGCUGACAUUUUGCCUCCCCACGCAGCUGUUAUGAGGGGUCUUCUGCAGCUGCACGAGCAGCUGAAAAGAGUGCGACAGCGACUGCAGCAGCAGCAGCAGCAGCAGCAACAGCAGCAGCAGCGGCAGCAGCAGCAGCAGCAACAGCAGCAGCAGCGGCAGCAGCAGGAGCCAGGGUGGGAGGCCGUGGCUGCGGCAAGUGAGCAGACCUUCGUCGGCGUUUGGACUCUGUCCGUGCUUCAGUGCUGCAGCAAUGAGCAGCAGCAGCAGAAGCAGCAGCAGCAGGUGCAGCAGCAGCAUGUGCAGCAGCAGCAGCACACCAAGUGGGUGCGAAUGCUCUGCGGCUUCGCCAUAGAAAGGCUUUGUGGCCCCCAGCCUGCUGGUGGGCUGUGUAGAGUGCUUUUGGCGCUGUGCGAGCUGCUGCGUCUCCAGCAGCAGCAGCAGCAGCAGCAGCAGCAGGAACAGCAGCAGCUGCUGCACCAAGGCCAGCAGACACAGCAAGAUCAGCAGCUGAGACGGACAGCUGUGCAGCAGCAGCAAAAUGAGAACGCGCAGCCACAGCCACAGCAGCUUGGCAGCCCGCGCCUUGCUGAGGACUGCAGCAGCAGCAAAUUUGUCUCCCCGCACAAACGCAGUUCCAGCAGCAGCAGCAGCAAGCGCUGCUGCUGCAGCUGCUGGCACUGCAUGCUUGCUGCCUUGGUGACCUUGCUGCAGUGGGCAGAAGCCGUGACAGACUCAUCUGCUGCUUUUGCGGCUGCUGCAGCAGCUGCGCUGACGCACUCGGCUGCUGUGCUGCAGCAGCUGUUUUUGAACGCAUGCACUGGGUUUCUCGCGCAGCAGCAGCACGAGCAGCAGCAGCACGAGCAGCAGCAGCAGCAGCACGAGCAGCAGCAGCACGAGCAGCAGCAGCAGCUGCUGCUGCUGCCAAACAACCCCGCUCAAGCUCAGGCUGCGGGGAGCCGUAACGCCGCCAACCUACACAAAGCAGCAGGAAUGCAGCAGCUGCUGCUGCGGCUGCUGGCAGCAGCAACAGCAGCAACAGCAGCAGUGACGGCUGGGGAUGUGUUGCUGCUCCGCCGAGCAGCAAACUGCUGCAUCGACUGCCUUUCUGAGAUUGAGUCUGGGCUGCUUGCUCUAGAGGUUGUAGCAGCAGCAGCGGCAAAGCCUGCUGCUGCUGCUGGUACUGCAGCUGCUGCUGCUGCUGCUGCAGCUGCUGCUGCUGCUACUUCACCUCGGCUUGAUGUUGCUACCCGGCAGCCUGCUAGUGAUGGCGGCUGCGGCUGCGCUGCUGCUGCUCUGUUUAACACAAGUCAACCAAAUGAAGUUUUGAGAGUUGUUUGCAGCAAGCUGCUGCUGCUGCUGCUGCCCUUUUGCUGCUGCCCUGCUGCUGCUGUGCGGCAGCAGCAGCGAGCUCUGGAGAGGCAGCUAGGCGCAAUCCCUUCUCGCUCCCCCCUGCUGCUGCUGCAGAUCUCCUCUCGCCUUUUGCUGCUACUUGGUCAGCGUCAGCAGCAGCUGGAGGCGAUGCCGCGAGAGCCAGUAGAGGCGCAGCAGCAGCAGCAGCAGCAGCAGCAGCAGCAAGAAGAACAGUGGCCAUGCCUGGGGCAAGGCGGCCUUUGCCUUACGGCCUGGCAGCAGCAGCAGCAAGCUGCUGCUGGCAGCAGCAGCUGCUUUCUUUUAGCAUCCGCUGACCUGGAGUGUCUCUCCACCUGCCGGACGUUCCCCAAGCCCCUUGUCAGAGCCCUAGCAGCAGCAGCAGCAGCAGCAACAGCAGCAACAGCAGCAAAAGGGACAAAGCUUCCCUGUGCAUCUGCAGCAGCUGCUUCUGAAGAGCAGCUCAACUGCAAAGAUGCUGCACAUGUCUUUCUUUGGGACUGCAGCUCAAACAACGCAGCGUUACGUUCGCUGCUUCGUCCACAGCAGCAGCAGCAGCAGCAGCAGCAGCAGCAGCAGCGUGCAUCCCCUUUCACCUCUUCUGCUGCAAAUGCACCUGCCUCCGCGCUUUUGCGCAGCAGCAGCUGCAGCACGCCUUCCCUGCUGCAGCUGCUGCGGCAGCAGCAGUGGCUGCAGUGGUGCAUAGCUGUGGCCUCAGGGAGGGCAGCACAGCUCUCCAGCAGCUGCUGCUCGCCGCCGCCGCAGCAGCAGCAGCAGCAGCAGCAGCAGCCGCAUCAGCAGCAGCCGCAUCAGCAGCAGCGGCGGCAAACUCACCAGCAGCAGAAGCAACAGCCACAGCAAGAAGAGCUGCAGCAGGAGCAGCAAAAAACAGCAAUGGUUAAUGCCGCAGCUGCUGGCGUAGUUGCUGCUGCUGACUGCGCUGAUAACGGAAGAGCAGCACGAGAGACAGCAGCAGCAGCAGCAGCAGCAGCAGCAGCAGCGCCGUCUCAGCAGCAGCAGCAAGAUCGACUUGCUUUCUUACAGAAUUGGUGGGGAGAACGGUGGCUACUAGAGAAACGCAGCGAGGAGUGGCAGCAGCAGCUGCUGCUGCUGCUGGGGCCCUCUGUUCUGCUGCUGCAGGGCUGGCCCGUGCUGCCGCUGCGGGAAGUCCGCCCUCUACCAAACAGCCUUGCUGCAGCAGCAGCAGAGGAGCAGCGGAUGCCGGCAGCAGCAGCAGCAGCAGCAGCAGCGGCAGCGACUGCUGCUGCUGCUGCCAAUGUGGAACUAAAGCAUCGAGCCGCAGCAGCAGCAACAGUUCAAGAUGCUGCGCUGCUGCAGAGGCUGGAAGCUCCUGUUUCCCUCAUUCUUCGCUGGCUAGAAGGGUGGUCCGGCGAAGCCUCCACGAGGCAGCAGCAGCAGCAGCAGCAGCAGCAGCAGCACGAGCAAAUCCCUGACUGGUUAGUGUGCACAUGCGGCGACUUGAACGGAGGAGCAGCAGCAAGCAGCAGCCCGCCGUGCCCAGCAGCCAAGCGGCAGCAGCAGCAGCAGAAACCCCUUCUGCGGCCCCUAAGGGAGUGGGCUGCCCACGCUGCUGCUGCUGCUGCUGCUGCUGCUGUGCUGCCAGCCCUGGCUGCAGCUUGCUGCAGCUUGUGCUGCACAGCAACACUCUCCAUACAAGCACACGAAGAUGAACGUUUGUGGGCCUUCGCCAUUCUGCAGCACCACAGGGCGGUAUCUAGAGACCUCCAUUCACACCUGCAGCAGCAGCAGCAGCAGCAGCAACAGCAGCAGCAGCAGCAGCAACAGCUUGCCUUUGAGGUAUACGGGGAGGAAGACAUCGAGCAAGCGCUGCAGCGCAAACUGCCGCCUCAUCCGCAUGCCCAGCCUGGUAGGGAGAGUGAAGCAGCGGCAGCAGCAACACCAGCAGCAGCAGCAGCAGCAGCAGGAGUUACUGCUGCUGCUGCUGCUUCUGCAGGUGCACAGACGGCUCACACUCCUUCAAAGUCAUUGAGAAGAGCAGCAGCAGCAGCAGCAGCAGCAGCGCGACUCGGCACACCAAGUCGACAAAGAUCCGCCAACACGGCAGCAUUAACGGCAGCAGCAGCAGCAGCAGCAAGAGCAGCAACUGCUGCUGCCUUCACGCCGAAAAGCAGCAAAUCACAAAGCACUAUUUGUGCUGCUGCUGCAGUGGCAGCUGGUUGCCUCAUGGGCAGCAGUCCGUUCUCUGCCGCCGCCGCCGCAGCAGCAGCAGCAGCAAGAUCAGGGCAAAGGCGCCCCCGUGCACAGCAGCAGCAGCAACAGCAACAGCAGCAGCAGCAGCAAGAGCAGCAGCAGCAGCAGCAGCAGCAGCGUGGACCCACGGCUGAUGAGCAUGAAUUGACAAUGAGGUUCAGAGAAGAGAUGCUGCAAAUAGAAGGCGGCUGCCUGUGUCUUUCUCUGGAGGCUUUGGGGCUGUUGCUGCUGCGCAUCCUUUCCCCCGUGCUGCAGCCAGCAGCAGCAGCAGCUGCUGCUGCUGCACUGUUGCAGCCAUCGUACCUCUGUAUGCCACUGCAGCAGCAGCAGAAUGCGAUAGCCUUGCUGCGGCAGCUGGCUGCCAGCUUCCUCUGCUGCGUUGUCUUGAGGCUGCAGGCUGUGGGGUCUGCUGCUUGCUGCAGGAGGCAGCAGCAGCAGCAGCAGCAGUCUCAGCAGCAGCUGCAGCAGCCGCAAAGUGAAAGAGGCCCAGCUGCUGACGACGGCGCGGCUGAGGCAGCAUCUUGUAGGGGCAGCGUCAGUCGCUGCUGCGAGAGCCUUUGCUGCUGCUGCAGCAGCGGCCCUGCCACAGUUAGACAGCGAGCUGGCAGCAGCAGCAGCAGCAGCAGCAGCAGCAGCAAGGGCGUUGUGGAUAUUGAGCGCCCCUUGUGGGCCACGGGCUGCGAGCCUGUCUCCUUAUACCUUCACUCUGCGCUGCUGCAGCUGCCCGUAGAAGGCCUCGGCUUGCUGCAGCAGCAGCCCUUAUGCCGGGGCGUGCACCCAGGAGUUGCUGCUGCGCUGCUGCAGCUGCGUGCAGAACGCGUACAGCAGCAGCAGCAGCAGCAGCAGCAGCAGCAGGGCACUCCAGCAGCAGCAGAUGCAGCUUCAAGAGAUGGGAUACAAAGAGUUGAGUCAGCUCAAGACAGGCAGCAGGCAACGCCGCGACGCCACUUACCUGCUGCUGCUGCUGGCUGCACCACAGUGGCAGCAGCAGGAGCAGCAGCAGGAGCAGCAGCAGGAGCAGCAGCAGGAGCAGCAGCAGGAGCAGCAGCAGGAGCAGCAGCAGCUGUGACCCCCGGUGUACGGACACCCAGAAGCUGUUGCCGCCUGGAGAGGCUUGGCUGCUCUUCUUGCCCAACACCGGCUUUGCUGCAGAGCAGCGCGCGAGCAGCAGCAGCAGCAGCAGCAGCAGCAACAGGUGUUCCGCAUCGCCGCGCUGCCGCAGCUGCCGCGACUGCAGGACUUGCAGCUUACUGCCACACGCAGCAGCAGCAGCAGCAGCAGCGGCAAAAAGUGUCGCUCAUGGAUUUUAAUCUCCAGCUGCAAGACCCGCCCGCUGGAGACAGCAGCAGCAGCAGCAGCAGCAGCAGCAGCAGUGAUGUGUCAGUGCUCUGUCCGCUGCUGUACGGCGACGUGCUGCAACGGUGGAACCGCCGUCUCAGCAGCAGCAGCAGCAGCAGUAGCAGCAGCAGCAGCGCCAGCAGCAAGGACAUUACUGGCUUGCAUACUGACAGCAGCAGCAGCAGCAGCAGCGCAAGCAGCAGCAGCAGCAGCGCGCCUUGUGGCGCAGACAGCUGCAGCAGCAGCAGCAGGACCCCGCGCGGCCCAGGCAACUACGACACCAGCAGCAGCAGCAGCAGCAGCAGCAGCAGCAGCAGCAGCAGCAGCAGCAGCAAAUGCGGAAAUGUCUUGUUGGGCGGCGUGGGAGUCUGCAUAAAUCCCUCAGGAGAGCUGCUGCGGACUUUCCGCUGCUGCUUCCCUUUCCUGCAGUGGGGGUUCAGCUGCUGGCGGGGAGCUGUCAACAGGCCUCCCCGAGGUGGCGCUGCGCUGCUGCUGCUGCUGCUGCUGCUGCUGCUGCUGCUGCUGCUGCUGCUGCUGCUGCUUCAGAGGCUGUUUCGUUUGCUAGGCACGGAGCUGCUGCAGCUCCCACUGGCCGUGCAGCUCCCGUUGGAAGUGCCGCUGCUAGUCUGCUGCUGCUGCUGCGCGAGUUGCUGCACUGAGAGGCGCAUGGCCUGUUGGUCUGUUGCUGCUGCUGCUGCUGCUGCUGCUGCAGAGAACGAGUGGCUGUCGCUGCUGCUUAGCGCCGAAGUCUUCCUCUACUGCGGGCACCAGGGAGGCGAGCAGUUCGUGGAUAUGUCUCUGCUGCAGCGUUGUUUGUUGCUUCCGGAGGAGCCGUCAGCAGCAGCAGCAGCAGCAGCAGCAACUGCUGCUGCUGCUGCUGCGCAGGCGCCGCAGCCAAGACCUGCAGCACAGGCGGCUGUGCUGCUCUGCGGCUGCAGCAGCGCCCAACUCCGCAGCAGCAGCGACGGCGGAGAGCCAACAGGGACAGUCGUCGACUAUCUUUGUGCAGGAUGGUGA